Messenger RNA from Bombina bombina (fire-bellied toad), 4437 nucleotides. It is a transcript of the gene SLC43A2, whose product is annotated as solute carrier family 43 member 2. NCBI's taxonomy places the organism in Eukaryota, Metazoa, Chordata, Amphibia, Anura, Bombinatoridae. The record is from RefSeq and is a predicted model, not a curated record. Gene Ontology annotation, biological process: neutral amino acid transport; transmembrane transport. The coding region runs from base 550 to 2268 and encodes 572 amino acids. The transcript has 14 exons. Gene Ontology annotation, molecular function: neutral L-amino acid transmembrane transporter activity; L-amino acid transmembrane transporter activity.
AGAGUUAAACGUCCAUGUUCAUCCUAUAGCUAUAUUGUCACAGUGAGAUAAGCUCUUUAUCUACCUAAGCAACGAAUAAGAUCAGCCGAAUCAGUAACAGUACACUUCCCCUAGUACUCUGGUACUGAACACACUACUCGCUAAUAAACAAUGUAGCACUCUCAACAGUAUGGUCCUCUUUCAUUAACCCGUUUGAUGCUACCUUCACCUACUAUCUAUUUGUUACAUCUUAAUCACCCGAGCCGCCUCCUGAUUGGCCAAUUUCUGUCUCUAUCCCCCCUCACAGCCAAUCACAGACGAGCAAUGUUUUUCUCAGAAGCUCUGCAAUAAAAAGGACCUGAAUAAAGAAUAGGAAAAAAAGCCGUUCGGGCCCGAGAAGGACAAGGGGAAGGUUGCGGCACCGGGGACUGAAUACCCGAAAACAACAACAAGGUGCCGCCCCGGGACCCGGACUGAUUAAGACAGAACAUAGUAACCAAGAGCUGACAUCACCUGGAACAUCUGUAAGGUUGACGUUCAUAAAUAAGCAAGAAGGUCCUGCUUGAAACAAUGGCUCCGACUUUGGCAACAGCGCAUAGGCGCCGCUGGUGGAUGGCGUGCACAGCUGUAGUAGAGAAUCUCUUUUUCUCUGCUGUACUUCUGGGAUGGGGGUCCCUUCUUAUUAUGCUAAAAUCUGAGGGCUUCUACUCCUACUUAUGUCACUACCCAGAAAACAUAACUUCAGAAAACCUCCCUAACAGCUCCUUGUUUGAGAAUGAGACAGACAAAGAACAAAUAACAGAAAUGAAUGGCUGGCUAGUGUGUAAGGAACAGGACGAGAUGCUAAACUUAGCUUUUACAGUGGGAUCUUUUCUACUCAGCGCUAUCUCGUUACCGCUCGGAAUUAUCAUGGAUAAAUAUGGACCCCGUAAACUCAGGCUUAGUGGAAGUGCCAGCUUUGGCGUUUCUUGUUUGUUGAUUGCUUAUGGAGCAAGUAACCCUAACUCUCUGUCUGUACUUAUCUUUGUUGCUUUAUGUCUAAAUGGUUUCGGUGGAAUGUGUAUGACUUUCACAUCACUAACCCUGCCCAACAUGUUCGGGGAUCUGCGCUCUACUUUCAUUGCUCUGAUGAUCGGAUCAUAUGCUUCCUCUGCCGUCACCUUCCCUUUCAUCAAGGUAAUAUAUGAUCUUGGGGUGACAUUUAUCAGCAUCUUGAUAGUCUGGGCCGCCUGUGCCAUCCUUGUUUUUUUGAACUGCUUCUUCAAUUGGCCGCUAGAACCUUUCCCAGGCCCAGAAGACAUGGACUAUACAGUAAAAAUUAAGUUCAGUUGGCUGGGAUUUGACCACAAAAUCACUGGGAAGCAGUUCUACAAGCAAGUGACCACAGUAGGGAGGAGGCUCAGUGUAGGAGGAUCCAUGAAGAAUCCUAAAGAGCUUUCUGCCUUGCAAGAAGGAAACAAAUUGUGUCUGUCAACUGUAGACCUGGAAGUGAAAUGCGAGGCGGAUAAUACAGCAACUCCAUCCUUCAUGAAGAGUGUAUUCAGUCCCAUCCUGCUGCUGAGCCUCAUCACUAUGUGCGUCACUCAGCUACGGUUAAUCUUCUAUAUGGGCGCCAUGAACAACAUCCUGGAGUUCUUGGUUGAUGGAGAUAUAAAUACUGUUGGCCUUUAUACAUCUAUAUUUGGAGUGUUGCAGCUGCUAUGUCUGCUCACUGCCCCAGUCAUUGGCUACAUUAUGGACUGGAAACUAAAGGAUUGUGACGAUGGCAACGAGGAGGAUGAAAAAGACACUAACCCAGAUGGCAAGAAAAAAAAGAGAAGAGAUCGUCAGAUUCAGAAGAUCACAAAUGCUACCAGGGCUUUUGCCUUUACCAACUUGUUACUUGUGGGAUUCGGAGUCACAUGUCUUGUUAAUAACCUCCCCCUACAGAUACUCUCCUUCAUUUUGCACACAAUAGUCAGAGGUUUUAUUCAUUCUGCUGUGGGAGGCCUCUAUGCUGCUGUAUAUCCUUCAUCACAUUUUGGCAGUUUGACAGGACUGCAGUCUCUUAUUAGUGCUCUUUUUGCACUCCUGCAACAACCUCUUUUCUUGGCUAUGAUGGGACCCUUAAAUGGAGAUCCACUUUGGGUUAAUGUUGGGUUAUUGGGAGUAAGUAUGUUCGGAUUCUGUCUCCCACUCUACCUCAUAUUCUACAAGCGAAGCCUGGAGCGACAAAGGAAACAAAAGCUUGAAGAUUCUAAGCUGUACUUGAAAAUUAAUGGCACUCCUGAUCAUGAAGCCUUUGUGUAGACAAAACAAAAAUGCCAUGUUGUGGAUUGACAUGUAAUGCCUACUAUGUUCCUCACCAUUUGCUGUCUGGGAAGAUUCUGUUCCGGCUUAACAAGUCACUAUUUCAAAACAAAUGUUAACCUCCUUGAAGUUUCAUCCUUGCACCAACCUUUCAUAGUAAAUCAAGCUAACAACAUAUUUCGCUAGCCUACUGUAUGUUGUUACGUAGAGUCUGGAAAAUGGUAGAAUAACCUAAUCAACGUAACAUAUCAAUACCUUUUAAAGGAAAUUGAAAGAUUUCCUGAAAAUUGAGAUAAGCUAAAUCCUAGAAAUUUCAAGUUGUGUGAAUUCUAUCUGAAUACUUAAGACUUGUCCCGGAUCUGGAGAUUUCUCCCCCUGGAGAUACUUAAAAGGGAUGCACUUUGCAACAAAAACCCUUGGAGAUGUGAUUUGACUAUUGUAUGAGCAUGUGGCAGAGCUGGAAAUGAUGUAUUGCAGAGAUCACUAAGCUGAGAUUAAUAGGUGCUCGGCAAGAAUUAUAUUUCUGUUUAUCAUGGCAUUAUCUUAUAAGCAUGGCAAUGCCAUGGUUCUAAAAACCUCUUUCCUCCCAGAAGAGGUGUCAGGUAUUUGCAUUCUGGGUUCUUUAGGGUGACAAAGAAGCCCAUGUUUGAUUAAACCAGGUUUGGACACAAAUCUUCUAUGUAGAAGCAUGGCAGUGAGAUCUGAGUUCCUGGAUGGCCUGUGAUAAAAUGCUUCAAGGACUAUGCCAAAAAGCUAUAUGCGUUUCAUUUGCUACCUGGACACACUGUGUGUUUGGUCCCAUCUCGUGACAGUUGCAUAGCAUUAAUUUUACAGAGAACUUGCACCUUUUCUUGGGAUCUGUUUGCACAUAACUUGCUACUCCUUAAGAGUAGUAAACAUAGUGAAAGAUGAGAUCAGUACAAAAGGGAUAACAUUACAACCUAUAUGUGAAGACUAAGUGAAACCCAGUGAGUUUCCCAUACACUCACCUGGCAGCAGUUAAUUUCUAUAGCAGAGGCUUUGUGUGUUAUUGUGCCAUCAAUACUUCAGGAUAGCAGGACUCCUGAUUCUAAUUCUAAGCAAUACCUGUUUUAUUUGAAACUAUUUGAUAUAAAAGACUAAUAGAGUGUUAUGUUAUGUCCAUUUGUGCAUGGUUUUUUAUAUUGAUGCAUAUCUUUUUUUUAAUAGUUCAAUCUGUUUGGUGGGGGUGCUGAGAAUUAUUGUCACUUUUUUCCUAACCAGAUCAGUAAAAUUAGACAGAAAGUCAUAUUUUCUGCACUGAUUUUUUGCCCAUGGUGUUCUGCAUUCCUCUAUGUUCUAUUUUUAUAUUUUUUUAGUUUUCUGUUUUUGGAGAUGUAUUUCCAUGCUUCUUAAAGAUUUAUUGCCUCAUUAUCUAGUUCUAAAAGUAUACGUGCAGUAUUUUUAAUAUCCCUGCUGCUACAGCACAUUAUCCUUUUUAAACAAACCUUAUGUUUAGGGAUUAAUUUACCUCACUCCAGUGCACUCUGAUUAUACCUGUGAUUUCAUAGCCAUUGGCCAGGUAGGGUGUGGAUGACCUUUUAAGUAGUCACCUGUUUAUCAACCUCAGGAAUUGACUAUUUAAACACAUUAUGUGCAAUUAAAGUCAAAACCUGCACCACAAUACUAACAUCACCCCUUUCUGUGAAAGUGCAGACUGAAAAAGUCUAAAUCAGUCUUUUUUCUAACACUCCUGUCAUAAAGUUAGAUCAUUAUCUAGCUAAAGAAUGGCGUUCUAACAUCUAACAUACAUUUUUCAAAUACAUGUUAACAUUCUGUUUGUAGACAAGCUACGCCCCAAUACUAGGAGACUUUAUAGGUGUGGCCUUGCAAGAAAUGGACUAUAUGUGCGUAUUCGAUACGCCAAUAUGCCAACUUGGGUAUUUAUUAGGGAUCAUGGGUAAAUUUAGCACAAGAGCAAUAUAAAAAAUAAUCUGUCCUUCAGAUACAAGUUGUCGUUGUGAGGAAACACAAUAACUAUGGAAUCCCCACUGCUAGCUGUGCAAUCUUAGUCAAGUCACUGUAUCUAUCAGUGCCUCAGGUGCAAAAAAAAAAGAUUGUAAGCUCUUCUGGGUAAGGUUUUAUUGUGCCUGUACAUUCUACAUACAGUGUUUGCUGGUACUUUUAAAAAUAAAUUCUUUUUACAUCUUA